UCUUCUCCCACCGUUAACUGCAAUUACAGCCUGUAUUGUCCGCCUGAACACUUAACGCGAGCUCAACCAUUCUUUGCAGCAUUCUCAGGUGGUCGCUGGUGAGCGCGUUAUUGCACAAGUUUCGCAAAAUUGGCUUGUGUUGUCAUCGAACUGUUACUUGGAACCUUGCAACUUUGCACUAAGGGUACGGUCAGAAAGCAAAGGAUCUCGCGUGUCGUACUAUGGCUACAUUCGAGGAGCUCUUUAACUCCAAUGUGUUGGAGGUAAUUGCACCGCAAACAUCCCUCGAAUUUCCGGCUGGCUACACCGGCGACAGGGCCACAGAAUGGCUAUCACGACUACGUGCAGAUCCUACGGAUAGGAAGGUCGCAUUCUUCGAUGAGAACAUCGACUUGUUGCUCAUCAUACGCUUUCCAACCUCUGGGAUAGACACAGAACGGUCUGACGGCGGGAAGCCGCCAAUGCACCUACUUUCCUUCCUGGCCCACCUUCAGAUUGCCUACGAUGCCUCUUAUAUCUCUCCAUCCGCCCCUCCAGUCAAUGUGCCAGAGAUUCAACGGCCUCCCAUUCCGCUGCGCACGACAUCUAUGAACCAGGUGAAGCCCGCCGCUCUGCUCGCCGUAUCGCAUCCUUCCAUAUUCCCUCCAUCGACUCCACAUCCGAUCCCUUCUGCAGCGGAGUCAGACCGCCAAUAUGUGCAGGCGCAGGGUACACCACUCUCCUCCGGCAUAUGGGGCGAGCAGAAGAUCGCGCGAGCGCGAGAAUCCUCUGAUGCAUUUGCGCUACUCUGGAACGAUCAGAAUGACGAGUGGGUUGCUGUGUACCGGAUGUCGGUCCUUGUACGAUUCAUGAAUACCAGAUUCCCUGACCCAUUGUUGUCGCUCACCGUGUCGGCUACAUUGCGCGAGAAAGCGCUUCCUGUGACUCCCGCUCGACGGACUCUUUCCUCUAUGAUUGAAGAGGCGGGCGGCCUCCCUGGUCUCGUAAAUCCAAUGUCACCGGCGCGACCGAGUGGUAUUGUCGGCAAAGAAGAUGAGGAUGAUGAGCUACUACUCGGGCUUGAAGAGAUCAAUCUGUUGGAGGGCUUACAGGCAGAUCCUACGUUCACAUCCUCUGAUGAUCCUCCUCUCAACCUCCCUUCCACCCGUCUUGGACCGAAGACCCGUCAUGAUGCAUUCUCGCUUCCUCCCGUCCCUCCAUCGUCAGCCUCCUCUCAGCAUCACGGAGCACGGCCACCAUCGUCGUAUGGCAAGCCAUCUCACAUGGUAGCCGGCGCGACCUUCCGCAAAUCGUAUCGCAAAACGAUGAAAGUGGUAUCGGGCUUUCACGUUCGCAUGCGUACGGUCUUCGUGCCGCAUUUCUUACUUCCGCGGAACGGCAAGAGCAAGCAGCAACUGACAGAUGGCAAUGGCAGCAAGGUAACGGCCGCGGCAGACUCAGAGGAUGAAGAAGAUGAGUAUGCUCGUGAACAACGUGAGACAGGGAAUGAAGAGCACACUGUCAUUCUUUCCGUCGAGAUCGAGAACAGCUUCCCUGACACGCCCGCCGACUCAUUACUUAACUUCAGCUUUGAGAUCGAGCGUGCAGACGUCACUGUCAGCGGGACCGGUGCAAAGACAGUGCUUGUCUCGUGGGGCGACAACGACACCGUAUUUCCAUUGUAUAUCGCACCUCGCGAACAGGUUAACCUCCUCUACGCUGUGUCUUUCCUGCGGGGACCCGAACUAGAUGAAUGUCCGGUUCCUCCGCCCAGUGGGCCUCGCGCUGGCUCGAGGACAAGCUUGUCAGCCGCAGGAAAGCGUGGAAGCAUGCAAACAGCCGCAUCUUCGCAAGAUAUGCACCGUUCUGUCUCUAUCAACAUCAGCGUGAGGCCAUUCGAGAGAGCGCCGGAAUCGGAGACUAUCACCUACCCCACGAAAGUUUACAAGUCGUACUGGAGCUGUAAGCUGAACUUCUCGUCCGCUUUGACCAUCCCAUCCGCCGCCCCAUCCGAGGCCGACCCGACAGAGCUAACCGUGCUGCCCACGCCUGCUUCGCCGUUCCCAACCGUGCCUGCGUCCGCGCCUCCAACUGUCACUUCGCCGCCCGCGUCGCGGCCGAUGUCUCUUCAAGGGCAGUCCGUCGCAGGCAACAAGCGCUAUACGCUAAGCGCACUUGAGUCUCCAGCUUCGGCCAGCCAGGUCCGCAAGGCAAAGUCGCCGGUCAACUACCAAGGCCCGACCGCGAUGCUCAACCCGGCCAACCAGCCGCAGCUUCCUGCUCAAGGACCCAUGACGCCCACAUCCAGCCCGACAUCCGGAGGUAUGCUGAACGUUCCGGGAAACAGAGGCUCACUCCCGCCUUCCGUGGGCCUUCAGUCCCUCUAUGCACGCUCGCCUGCGCCUACCACGACGACGUACGAUAUGCCGGCGCCAGAUACGUACUUCUCAUUCUCGGCGUUGGGUGCUGGUAGUGCCGGGCAGGUGACAGGUUUCCCGAUUGUCGAGGAGCCGGGCACCCCUCGUACGCCAGCGUAUCCUGCAUAUCCAGGGUCGCCAUUGCCCGUGCCUCCCACGCCAUUCUGGCAGGCACCGCUGUCGCAGCAGAACGCGAGCGCGCCAGGACCCAGUGUCGACAUGCGGCGGGAUCGCCAGAGUAUACUGCCGACGCCGGGAGUGAACGUCUUGGGCUUCCCAACGAGCGCUGAGCUCGGCGCAGAGGUGGAGGCCGAGGCUGAGGCGGGCGCGGAACCGAUCAUCGUGUCCGUGGGACUGCUAUCGACCGCUCGCGAAAGCAAGAGCAAAAGCCGUCGUGACGGAGAGAUAUAUCCACUAGACCAGUUCACUCUGGAUAUAUUUGUGUUCAACCAGUCUUCGUGGACGAGGAGAUUCGAGGUGAGUCAUCCGGAUGAGAGGCGGCGUCGAAGGAAGGGGCGGACAGAGAAGAGGAAGAAAGGAGCAAUUGAUGGUCCUGGUAUUGUACCGCUGGAAAACAGGGUGCGGAUAGGACCUCUCCUGCCGUCUACGUGUCAGUCUGUGCGAAUGGACUUCCUUGCGCUCACGCCUGGCGUGCACCCCAUCGAUGAACUUGUUCUCACCGAUGUCCAAUCGGGCUAUACGAUGCACCUCCGCUCGGUCAUAGACGUCGUUGUUCAUGAACCUCCCGUCGAACCGACAGAGCCAUCAUAGAGGGUCAUAUGGUUGUCCAGACGAUCUAAUAAGUAAACUUCCAUUGGGUAGUAUGGUACAUUUACAGAUGCGCGUAGUCCUGCCUUGCAUCUCAUGGUAAACAUAGAGAGAACGACAUGUAUUGGAGAAAAGGUAGGACUUUGUACAAGCUACAACAAAGGAAGAUGAGGGAGCGAAUGCCAGGGUAAGGAGGAACAUGGCAGAGAAAACUCA
This is a messenger RNA of Laetiporus sulphureus 93-53, 3380 nucleotides long. RefSeq lists its product as uncharacterized. Gene Ontology annotation, biological process: intra-Golgi vesicle-mediated transport. The transcript has 6 exons. The coding region runs from base 222 to 3167 and encodes 981 amino acids. Lineage: Eukaryota; Fungi; Basidiomycota; Agaricomycetes; Polyporales; Laetiporaceae. Gene Ontology annotation, cellular component: TRAPPII protein complex; trans-Golgi network. The record is from RefSeq and is a predicted model, not a curated record.